Molecule: messenger RNA, 2040 nt
Organism: Paramacrobiotus metropolitanus
Lineage: Eukaryota; Metazoa; Tardigrada; Eutardigrada; Parachela; Macrobiotidae
Product: kelch-like protein 3
Exons: 11
Coding region: 1-2040 (679 amino acids)
Molecular function (GO): protein binding
Source: RefSeq, a predicted model, not a curated record
AUGGAGCUUGUAUUUUCUGGAAAACUUUUCGCCUUUGCUCUCGAUAGUAACGUGAUCAUCGAUGUCGAACGGUUGGUUUUGAGUUUCAAGGUCUUGCUGCACCGGCUUCUGUCCACCUGUUUGAUUGGUAACAUUUUUGGUGUCGUCAAUCCGGGGAUUCCUUGUCAUCGCAGCGUGCUCAGCAUACACAGCCCUUACUUUCGCGCUGCCUUCACGCACAACUGGAAAGAAUCCUCUGAACCUGUUUUCCGGCUGGCCAAUAUCGACAACCUCACGUUGCAGGAGUUGGUGGCGUAUGCGUAUACGAUGAAUCUGCGCUUGAGCGAUGACACCGUUGUGCCAGUCUUGAUUGCGGCGCAGUUCCUGCAGAUGACUCCGGUGGCCCGAAUGUGCUGGAAAUACGUGAAACAGCACCUGUCCAAGUCCAACUGCCUGGACGUCCACGCGCUGGCUUCGCAGCCCAGCAAUCCCCGCCUGGCCAGCGCAGCUUUGCACUUUAUCCAGCUGCACUUCCAGAUCUUGGCGCAAAGCCAGGAAUUUCUGGAGCUGGACGCGCAACAGCUGGCUGCACUGAUCGCAUCGGAUGCAGUGGACGUGUUCAGUGAGGACCAGGUGUGGGAGACGGUGAUGCGCUGGUUGGACCACGACCGUCCCGGACGACUUGCGAACAUGCCCGUCGUCCUGCACAACGUCCGUGCUCCCUUCCUCAGCGAUCAGUAUCGGGAGAACUGGAAGUCCGCGAUGGCCGCCAACGGACUGCCUCUCGGGGAAGGGCAGGGCACUGCAGAACGGCAUUCGUAUGGUGCGCAGGAUGUGAUCCUUUGUGUGGGUGGUUUCCUGGGCGACAACGACAAAACUGCCGUGUACGCUUUCAGCCCAUCAAUCCCAACCGUGUGGCGCUUGGAGGAUCUGCCCGCUGACGCCGAUGACUGCCGCACGCCACUACACGGGUCUCCCGUGACAAGUGGCGCGAGGUGGACCCCGACGCCGCGCUGGAAUACGACGGCUGCCGCGCUGGAUGGUCGCAUCUACGUCUCCGGUGGCAAUGCCUGUGACGAUGAUAGACGGAACGUGGAGGCCUUUGACCCUAAACGCAAUUCCUGGAGACCAGUCGCCCCGCUGCCCGUCUACCUGACCUGCUUUGAAAUGGUGGCUUCCUGCGGUCGACUGUUUGUGUUGGGCGGGGAAGGCGACGAAGGCGGCGAUGAAGAGUAUGGCCGAUGGGUUUUUCCGUACGACCCUGAUACAGAUAAAUGGACUCGACUGCGCGAUAAGCCGACCGCAGACAUCGGCAGACAUGUCUGCGUGGGUGCAGAAGGGUUGGUUUUCGUUAUCGGUCAAGAGGAUGCGAAACGGUUUGUGCGCGUGGAUGCUUACGACCCCGCCACCGGCCAGUGGGUGAGAAAAGCGGAUCUGAUCAGGGAGCGCGUUAACCCCGGAUGCGCGUACCUGAAUGGGAAGCUGUACGUUAUUGGAAGGGACCGAUGGGUAGAGGAUGGAUACUCCAGCAUCGAAGUGUACGAUCAUGAGACGGAGAGCUGGACGCUGCACGAAUGUCAAAUACCGGAGAGCGAGUACGGCUUCGAUUGUGUGGACACAGUGGAGGUGUGCAUUGAAGACCAAGUCUGGGAGGCGGUGAUGCGCUGGUUGAACCAGGACCGUGCCGGACGAAUGGCGCACGUGGCCGCUGUCCUGCAGAAUGUCCGCGCUGCCUUCCUCGGCGACCAGUAUCGCGAGAAGUGGCAGUCUGCAAUCUCCGCCUAUGGAGUGCCUCUCGGGAAUGGGCAGACUUCACCACGCCAUUCCUACGGGGUGCAGGACGUGAUCCUCUGCGUGGGCGAUUGCGACUUAUUUGCGAGAUCUGGAGGCGUUGCAGACAGUGCAUCUCCGACUGUGAAUCUUGACAAACUGCAGCUCGGGCUCCAGUUCGACUUCGCGGAUCAGCAGCGAGAAGAAGACACAGACGGCAUCGUCCAGUACCUGUUAGGCACGCUGCAUGCGGCCAUGACGAAUGGAAAUGGCAUCCCGCGAAAACGCUGA